This is a messenger RNA of Seminavis robusta, 759 nucleotides long. NCBI's taxonomy places the organism in Eukaryota, Bacillariophyta, Bacillariophyceae, Naviculales, Naviculaceae. The record is from the annotation of a GenBank genome assembly.
CUCAGAGUGCCAGUCGUCGAUGCAAAAGGUCCUGUAGAUAUCCUUGACCCUCUGGUUGCACUGGGCCUUAGCAUUGUCGGACUGUAUCCUGUUCAUGGCACCAAGCUUUCUGAUCUCAUCCAUCAGAUUCCUGAUAUAACUGGCAUCGGAGUUUCCAGCGGGGCGAAGUGUCCUGUAGUGGGAGGUCCUGCCAAUGAAAAGUUGGGCUGCAGUGGACCCAUCAUCGAUAGCCGGCGUGCUGCUAUAGAUUGUAUCCGUGGCUACAUCUUCGUGUCGUCUUGGGAUAUUCAGGAUGGGGUUGGGAGACACGAUCUGACCUCUAAGUGUCCUUCCCUGAGUGGCGCCCUUGGUUCCAUACUGAGUGGUAGCAUCGAGAGUUCGCUUGAUGGUCUCAUCGGCAACUCCUGGGAAGAACCUCCUGAGUGUGGCUGUGCUCUGAGUCUUGAUCUUCUUGACUUGGGUGGGAACUCAAGGACCGGUGUGGUGUUGGCCUUGUUGUUGGACAGAAGUGGUUCCAUGUCCGCGUCGUCCGAUACAGCCUUAACCUUUGGCUUAGCUUGUGUUGAAGGUGGUCCUGAACAAUCCUCCCAGCACCUGAUGACAAAGGGGCUGCCAAAGGGUGGGGCGGGGGGUAGUGCCGGCGCCGGCGUUUGGCCCGGGUUUGUACAUGGCAUUGCCAUGGAGUAUCAGGAUCAGGAGCAUAACCGUCACUGUCAUCCGAGGAGUCUGGGUCAUAACCGUGGGAUGCCCGUUCUGUGA